Amyelois transitella is the source of this 1947-nucleotide messenger RNA. RefSeq names its product STE20-related kinase adapter protein alpha (gene Stlk). Lineage: Eukaryota; Metazoa; Arthropoda; Insecta; Lepidoptera; Pyralidae. The transcript has 8 exons. Bases 198 to 1289 code for a protein of 363 amino acids. Gene Ontology annotation, biological process: protein phosphorylation. Gene Ontology annotation, molecular function: protein kinase activity; ATP binding; protein serine/threonine kinase activator activity. The record is from RefSeq and is a predicted model, not a curated record.
AUCACAAAAGCAAAACAUUGGUGUUGAUUGAAACCGUUCUGUUUAUUUUAUUGUUAUUUACUUUAAUUAGCAUCAGUGGAGACGUAGUGAAUACUAUUUUUAGACUAUCAAUAUCUUGCCAUCAUGCAUUUUUAACCGUCUGCUAUUGCAACGCAUAUUGACUUGCGUCCUUGCCUAGCGCUGGUCGCAUCUAUACGAUGUUUAACCCUGAUCUUAAUGAUUACCAACUUACUUCGAUUAUAACUGAGUGUUGUGGGGGAGUAGCUGUUGUAUACUCCGCUCUCUAUAAGCCUAAUAAUCAGAAUGUGGCCAUCAAGAGGUAUUUUGUUGAUAAAACUAAAGAGAACGCCAGUUUAAUACAGCAAGACAUUGCCACACGUAAAGAGCUACAGCACCCAAAUAUCUUGCCGUACCUUACCUCAUUUGUGCAUGGACGGGAGCUAUACGUUGUGUCUCCCUUGAUGACAUUCGGCUCAUGUCGUGAUAUACUAGACCGGUACUUCCAUGAAGGUCUACCGGAGUUAGCCUGUGCCAUCAUAUUGAGAGAUGUUCUUCUUGCGUUGCAGUAUUUGCAUAAGCAGCUUUAUAUUCAUAGGAGCGUCCGUGCAAGCCACGUCCUAAUCGGUGCUAACGGUGUUGUCAGACUGUCAGGGCUCCGCAGCGCCGCCAGCAUGAUGGUGCGCGGGCGCCGACAGAAACAACUGCACAACCUCCCGCCUCCGGACCAUGACAAUAUAAAUCUGAUGUGGCUGAGUCCAGAAUUGCUUGAACAGAACAUCAAAGGUUACGACGACCGCUCGGACAUAUACUCUUUAGGCGUGUUGUGUUGCGAACUGGCGAACGGAGCUGUACCUUUUGCCGAAGUGCCAACGACUCUCAUGUUCACAGAGAAGGUUCGCGGAAGCCGUCCGCAACUACUGGACUGCUCGACGUUUCCCGAACCAUGUUUGGAGGACGGGGAGAUGAAGAGCAUGUGCAUGUACACGGCGGACAGCGGCGUGGGCGACAGCGGUGCGCGCGCGCCGCACGUCUACCGCGCCCGCAGGCUGUCCGACGGCUUCCACCAGCUCAGCGAGCUGGCGCUGCUGAGGGAUCCCGAGAAGCGACCGACCGCCACCCAACUGCUGAACCACGCGUUCUUCAGACAAAUCCGCAAGUCGGACUUCCUUCCAUCCCUCAUUGCCAGAGUCAAACCUAUCAAGCCUGACCCAAACGACAUGUCAGCAUUGCUCCUGCAGCAGAAAAUGGCGGACAUGGAAAUCGAGAAGACGACUGAAUGGGACUUCUAAUAGACAAUAACAAUCCCGGAUGUUGAUUGACUAAUUAUUAAAUAAAUAAAUAUAUACGGGACAAAUUACAUAGAUUGAGUUAGCCUCGAAGUAAGUUCGAAACUUGUGUUACUAACUCAAAGAUACUAUAUUUUAUAAUAAACACUUGUAUAUAUAAACAUCCAAGACCCAGGCCAAUCAGAAAAAGUUCUUUUCUCAUCAUACCCUGGCCGGGAUUCGAAUCUAGGACCUGCCGUGUCACAGACAAGCGUACUACCGCUGCGCCACAGAGGCCGUCUAUUAUUAAUUAUGGGUCGUGGCAAAUGGAAUUAGUCUCUGUCUAUCCCUCCUAAAGUGCCGGUACUCACUACACGGCACUGAAAUCGCUAUUUCGACCAAUUUUUUGGUAUUUAUUUUUUCAAGACGUAUGCAGAGCUCGUAAACUAUGUAGUCUCUGUCUACCUCUCCGGUAAAGAGGCAUGAUUUUAUGUAUGUAUGUAUGUGUGUAUGUUAUUUUGUGUUCUUUAUUAUAGAAACACCUUGAUUCAGUCGCACAACAUUCGGGAUAAUGCAUAAUAAAUAGUAUAAAUUAGUUUAAUAUAUAAAUUAAAUAUUUUAUCAUUAUACAUUUUAGACCAGAUGUUGUUACUGUGAUGGAAUAAACAAUUAAUUUGUUGUA